AUGGCCGGUAACUAUUUUCAGAAAGCGCACUUGGUUGAUUUUUUCAAGCGCUUUAGGACGAGCAAGUUGCAGCAACAGACAAGAACAAUAUGCAAGCGGGAUGCGGAAGAUAAUAGAAGAAUUCAAAAGGUGUCUGGUCUCUGGCAAUACGUUGGCUGGAGUUACUAUCGCAGACAAAUACAGAAAACAAUGGGACGAUUAUUCGAGGUGCCAGCGACAGGAAGACGUUCGCUGAGGCGAGCAAAGAGAAAUGUUUUGCAAUUAUUGGCUGACUCUAGAAAACAAAUACAGGAUAUGUUUCAAAAUGAACAGUCAAUCAAGGCAAAACUUCAACCGAAUCAACAGUCUCUUAGCAUAGAUUCAGUAUCAAUGAUGGAGAAAGGUAAAAUUCGAGAAACGGCGAGCGACCCACAGUUUAAUCCGGAAAGACGAGCCAAAGAUAUUCUGUCGCAGUAUAAUCGGGAUACCACAUUCGAAUACGAGCAAUGCUUUACAGGAAGGGCAACGAAUAACUUAAUUUAA
This is a messenger RNA of Rhagoletis pomonella (apple maggot), 522 nucleotides long. RefSeq lists its product as uncharacterized. The transcript is spliced from 3 exons. The coding region runs from base 1 to 522 and encodes 173 amino acids. The record is from RefSeq and is a predicted model, not a curated record. Lineage: Eukaryota; Metazoa; Arthropoda; Insecta; Diptera; Tephritidae.